CGCGGGGCGGUUUUCAGUCCUAGCAUCUUGCUCCCCUUCUGCUCUAACAAACUAGUCACUUUGAGGGUAAGGGACGUGGCGUCCCAGUCCAGCUCCAGCCCAGGUUUUGCUGAGCCAGGCCUGGCCAGCCUGAGGUCUGGAACGGGACCUCUGCGGAGGGAGCCCUCCAUGGCUGGACAGCGGGUCCGGACUCCUUCCCCUCGGCCUUAGGACAGCUUGGUUGCAGCAUCAAGCAAGUGGCUGGAUGGUUUUCGAAAAUGGUAUUAUAAUGCUGCUGGAUUCAACAAACUGGGUUUAAUGCGAGAUGAUACACUACAUGAGACUGAAGAUGUGAAAGAAGCCAUAAGAAGGCUUCCUGAGCAUCUUUAUAAUGACAGAAUGUUUCGAAUUAAGAGAGCCCUGGACCUGAGCAUGCGGCAUCAGAUCUUGCCUAAGGAGCAGUGGACAAAAUAUGAGGAGGACAAAUUCUACCUUAAACCCUAUCUGAAAGAAGUUAUUCGGGAAAGAAAAGAGAAAGAAGAAUGGGCAAAGAAGUGAUCUUGUAGUUGAGAUCUGUGGAUGUGCCUGGUCUCAGCAUAUUUUUAUGAAGUUGUUUCAACCUGAAUCACAAUUUAAGAAUUAUUUGUUCUGCAGAUGCCUCACUUUAAAUAAAUGUGUAUUGAAGCCA
Molecule: messenger RNA, 667 nt
Organism: Chionomys nivalis (European snow vole)
Lineage: Eukaryota; Metazoa; Chordata; Mammalia; Rodentia; Cricetidae
Product: cytochrome b-c1 complex subunit 7
Exons: 4
Coding region: 298-537 (79 amino acids)
Biological process (GO): mitochondrial electron transport, ubiquinol to cytochrome c
Source: RefSeq, a predicted model, not a curated record